AUAAACAUCCAAAUUGUUCUUCUCUUUUCUCUCUCUCUCUCUCUCCCUGCCACAAAGGUUUCUUGUUUUUCAUUUCUCUCUCUCUCUCUCAUGCCAUUAUCUCUCUCCAAAAAUCCAUUCCUCAGACGGAAAGAGACAAAACAAGGAAAGUGAAAUUGCUUGGGCAAUGGGUAGUGAUUCCCCUGGAGGCUCUCAGAUCGUUUAAUUCAAACCUGAAAGUCUCUCUUAACUGCCUGUUUAGAGAAAUCAACAUAAAUUCUCGACAUGUUAAUUGAAUGCAAUCAAAUACAUAAACGUUUCUGAUCAUCAAGAAAUGAACUUCUAGUUUUCUUGAUUCAGUUUCAUUGCAAUUUCUUCAGUUUAUGAUACAAAAGCUGCAUGCAUGUUCUUCUCCUGUACAUAGAAUUGACCCAUAAUAACACAAGGGUGAAUUCAAGUCUGGUAUGGGAGACAUUUCCCCUGAGAAAAAAUCAGGGUGUGGCCUGUUAACUGCAGUUUUUGGUGGUAGGGGUUUAUGGACUAGAAAAUUACCCUCCUCAGGUUCAGUUGAAGCAUCCAAUGCAAAGAAUGCGGCCCGUUCUCCCGCUAUAGAUGUACCCAAAACACAAAAGGUUGGGCAUAAUUCGGAGGUCUUGGAGUCAUCAAACGUCGAAAAAGAUAGAAAACAGGUAGAUAGAAUCAUAUCCCGUCCAGGCCAGAAUUAUUCCAAACCUGUUUAUCAACAGAAUCAGUCCCCAUCUGCACGACAGCAGAAUCAAGCUAGGAAUCAAGCAGCAGCAGCUGCAGCCGCCCAAACGGGCCAUGGCCAGGCUCGUAAGGUGCCUCAGGCUGCGGUUGAAAUCUCCGGUGAGCUUGAGAGCAUGAUCUCCGAUCAUCAGAAAUCGAAAGGGGCUGGAUCAUUAGUCAGGGCAUCAUCUAGUAACGUAAUGUUGUAUGGCAAUUUGGGGAAUUUGAGGCACGCCGGAGACACUGAUAACGGGAAUGUUCUUGAUUAUCUUCCGAGGACAGCAAAUGAGGAGCCAUUGCCUAUUAAUGGGAAGUACAGCCCCACCACCAAGAAUGAGGCCAAGAAAAAUGAAGAGCCUGAAAAAAAAGGUCCCUUUUGCAGGGCUGUGUCCACUAGGAUGGACCCUGAGCAGCUGAAGAUUUUAGGCAAUGAAGAUUACAAGAAUGGGAAGCUUGCAGAGGCUGUUGCUCUAUAUGAUGCAGCAAUCGCCAUUGACCCGAAUAAGGCAUCUUAUAGAAGCAACAAAAGCGCAGCGCUGACUGCUAUGGGAAAGCUUCUUGAAGCAGCAUUUGAAUGCCGGGAAGCCAUUCGAAUAGAUCCGUUUUAUCAACGAGCUCAUAAUAGAUUGGCUACUCUUUAUGUCAGAUUAGGAGAAGCAGAGAGGGCUAUGUAUCAUUUCAAACAGGCUGGAUCAGACGCUGAUCCUGAUGCGAUGAAUAAGGCUCAAAAAGUUCAAACUCAUUUAAACAAGUGCACGGAGGCAAAGACUCGACGAGAUUGGAAUGGUCUAUUGAAAGAAACCAGCCAAGCUAUAGCAGCUGGCGCUGAUUCUGCACCAUUGAUAUUUGCUUUGAAAGCUGAGGCCUUGUUGAAGCUUAACAGGCACCAAGGAGCUAUUGAAACCAUGACGAAAGGUCCAAAUUUUAACAUUGAUGAAUGCAAAAAAUUCUUUGGUCCUUUCGGAAGUGCAAGCUUAUUAAUCGUUCAUGCACAAGUUGACAUGGUUGAGGGGAGGUUCGACGAUGCUGUUUCAGCAGCAGAACUUGCAUCUAGGCUUGACCAAAACAACAGAGAAGCAAAUAUAGUAUUGAGGAAGACAAGGGCCGUGGCAACAGCCAGAUCAAAUGGCAAUAAGCUGUUUAAGGCAGGGAAAUAUCCUGAUGCUUGUAGCGCUUAUGGGGAAGGGCUCAACCACGAUCCGCACAAUGCAGUCUUGUUGUCCAACAGAGCUGCUUGCUGGUCCAGACUUAGCCAGUAUGAUAAAGCGAUAGAGGACUGUAAUGCCUCACUCAAUGUCAGCCCAUCUUAUAGCAAAGCCAGAUUAAGAAGAGCUGAUUGUUACGCCAAGAUCAAAAAUUGGGGGGCGUGUUUACAAGAUUGUGAAGUGUUGAUAAGAGAAAUUCCAGACGACGAAGAGGUGGGGCGGUUGUUGAAAGAGGCGAAGGCACAUCUGAAACAACAUCGAAGGAAUCAAGACUUGAGCAAUGGCCAUGCUGCAGGCAUGGUUGUGACUUGAUACCCCUCAGUCAACUUCCUUAAGGUGCAGGUGGAAGAUCACCCUACAUUAGCAAAAUCCAAGGGAGUAAACUCAUUUCCAAGCUUCAUAAUAUGCAAGAAUGGAUCAAGAGCAAAGGCAAUUCCAGGAGACAAUCAUGAGUUGUUAGAGAGAGCUCUAUAUGUAAGAUAUUAUGUCGUUGCAUAAUCUCUUGAAAUAUUUGCCAAAACCGAAAGCGCCACCUGCAUCAGCCGCCCCCGGCUGGCCGCCGUCCCAAGAUUUGAAGUGAUGAAUCUCUUAUACU
Molecule: messenger RNA, 2526 nt
Organism: Sesamum indicum (sesame)
Lineage: Eukaryota; Viridiplantae; Streptophyta; Magnoliopsida; Lamiales; Pedaliaceae
Gene: TPR14
Product: tetratricopeptide repeat (TPR)-containing protein
Cellular component (GO): cytoplasm
Molecular function (GO): protein binding
Source: RefSeq, a predicted model, not a curated record